Molecule: messenger RNA, 2217 nt
Organism: Penicillium nucicola
Lineage: Eukaryota; Fungi; Ascomycota; Eurotiomycetes; Eurotiales; Aspergillaceae
Product: putative RING and UBP finger domain protein
Exons: 2
Coding region: 1-2217 (738 amino acids)
Biological process (GO): protein ubiquitination; Ras protein signal transduction
Cellular component (GO): cytoplasm
Molecular function (GO): zinc ion binding; ubiquitin protein ligase activity
Source: RefSeq, a predicted model, not a curated record
AUGCCCUCAUAUUUCUAUCAUCUCAAUGUUCAGAUUCUUACACACAACCCAGAUACCCCAGAAUCACCGGGUUCCCCUCUGGCCUUGCACUCUGCAAGGGAAGCUUUCUAUCCAUUCCAACCAAGCAGGCCCCCAAGCUCCAGUGACUUGUCACCAGCACUAGGGACAAGCGCUGGAAACAACCAGGCGCUGAGCGCACAUCAAACCCUUGCACAUCGCCAAAAAAGUCCUUCUGCCCUCUCUUCACCAGCUACAACAACUCCACCUCGAAACAGCUCCUCCAGCUCCUCCCAGUACACCUUAUCCUCUACUUCCACCACACCAAGCUACAGGCCCACACCUACAACCCUCCAAGCCGACAAGCGCUUCGACUCCAUCUCAAUCGAGUGCAUUGACAUGGUGGCCCCACCAAAAAACCCCGCAAAACGCACCUCAAAGCGCACGUCCGCCCAAGAACCAGAGAAUCUAGUCGCAGCCGGAAUCGGCACCGACAUCCUGGGCGGACUACGCACAAAAGGCCGUUACAUUCCCCUCGACCAACAAGUCACCGACAGCAUAUGGGGAAUCGUCCACCUAUACCGUGACACCCAGGAAACGCCCUACCUGGCCCGCGAUGACGACUACCCCACCUACCUGAAGGGAUCUGCCGCUGCAGCGCGCAACCCGGGCGAGCAGCAGGCUACGUUACAGGGACACUUGCCCGGUACAGCUUCGGCGGGUGGUUCUGCUGCGGGGGCUACGGCGUAUCCGUUCCCUGUUACUGCUUCUUCGUCUGCGGUGCAUCCUGAUGAGGAUUGUACUACACUGUGCAUUCUCGCUGUGCCGUCUUAUUUGUCGCCUCCUGACUUCCUGGGAUUCGUUGGGGAGGAGACUAGGGAUGAAGUUAGUCAUUUUAGGAUGAUUAGGACUGCGCGGGCGAAUAGGUAUAUGGUUUUGAUGAAGUUUCGGAAUGGGAAGAAAGCGGCUGAGUGGCAGAAGGAGUGGAAUGGGAAGGUUUUCAAUAGUAUGGAGCCGGAAACUUGCCAUGUUGUAUUUGUCAAGACGGUUGAGAUACAGGUUGUGGAACCGGAAUCUUCAAAUGCGUUCUCGUCAGAUGAACAUGGUGCUCUAUCGCCGAAUCUCUCUACUCUUACUCGGCCUGCAGUUUCCUCUGCUGGACAAGCGACUCUCACUGGGAAACCUCUCGCGCCGCCUACUCCCGCGCUGAUCGAAUUGCCCACCUGUCCUGUUUGCUUAGAGCGAAUGGAUGAAACAACAGGGCUACUUACUAUCAUCUGUCAACACGUCUUCCAUUGCACCUGCCUGCAGAAAUGGAAAGGCAGCGGUUGUCCUAUCUGCCGAUACACCCAAGACGACUUCCGUAAAAGCAGCACAGACGCCGAAAGCGACGCCGAACCCCAAGAAUGCGCAGUAUGCCACGCCGACAUGAAUCUCUGGGCCUGCAUAAUCUGCGGAACCGUUGGUUGCGGCCGUUACGACGGCGCACACGCCUUCGAGCACUGGAAAGAAACAGCCCACGCCUUCUCAAUGGAUCUCACCACACAGCGGGUAUGGGACUAUGUAGGCGAUGCCUACGUCCACCGCAUUAUCCAAAGCAAAACAGACGGCAAGCUCGUCGAACUCCCAGCAGCAGACCACAGUGCUCUCGACCCACCAGAUUGGGGCGACGCCGUGCCGCGCGAGAAACUCGAAAACAUGAGCGUCGAAUACACCCACCUCCUGACCAGCCAACUCGAAAGCCAACGCGCUUAUUUCGAAGAAGUUGUCGAGCGCGCCGUCGACAAAGCCUCUAAAGCCAGCGCCGCCGCAGCCGCAGCCCAACUCUCCGCCAGCACGGGCUCCUCUCAGCUCGAAGAACUGCAAUCCAAAUACGAUACCCUCUCGCUAGAAACAAUACCCUCGUUGGAUCACGACCGAUCCCGCGCCGAGAAACGCGCUGACAAAUUCGAGGCGUUGGCGCGCAUGUUCGAGAAGAAUUGGCAAGAGGAGAAAUCUAUGAAUGGGAAUAUGAUGCAGAGGCUUGACCUUCUCGCUGCGGAGGUUGCAGAAUUAAAGACCUCUAAUGCUGAUCUUGCGGAGCAGAAUCGUGAUCUUACUUUCUUUAUUAGUGGGUCGCAGCGCUUGCAGGAUCAGGGCGAGGAGGUCACGGAGGGAACGGUUAGUAUUCCUGAUCCCCCCAAGAAGAAGAACAAAGGAAAGGGGAAGGGCAAGAAGUAG